AUGUCUACCGCAUCCGAGCAAUCCUAUGAGCACAUUAUCGUGACACACCCAGCUCCUCGAGUCGCUCUAGUCACUCUUAACCGCCCAAAGGCACUGAAUGCCCUGUGCAAUGCCUUGAUCGCUGAAUUGAAUACCGCUUUCAAGGCUUUGGAUCGGGAUGACAAUGUUGGUGCUAUUGUAUUGACCGGCAAUGAGAAGGCGUUCGCAGCUGGUGCCGAUAUCAAGGAGAUGAAGGACAAGACCUUCGCUGAAGUCUACAAGCACGACUUCAUCCGCUCAUGGAGUGAGAUGACCCAGGUCACGAAGCCAAUUAUCGCUGCCGUUCGCGGUUACGCUUUGGGAGGAGGAUGUGAGCUUGCAAUGAUGGCCGAUAUCAUUUACGCCGCCGACACCGCAACCUUCGGGCAGCCCGAGAUCAAGCUGGGUAUCAUCCCCGGCGCCGGUGGAACCCAGCGUCUUCCUCGUCUCAUCGGCCGCUCCCGCGCUAUGGAGCUCAUCCUGACCGGCCGCAACUUCUCCGCUCAAGAAGCCUACAGCUGGGGUAUGGUUGCUCGCCUCUUCCCCUCCACCCGCGUUGUUGAGGAGGCCGUUUCUACCGCAGAGCAGAUUGGAAAGGUGGGUGGAUUGGCUGUUAAGGCCGCAAAGGAGGCAAUCAACUUGGGUGAGGAGAUGGGGUUGGGUGAAGGAGUCAAGUUUGAGAGGAGGUUGUUCCACGGAUUGUUCAGCACUGCUGAUCAGAAGGAGGGUAUGGCUGCGUUCGCAGAAAAGAGGAAGGCUCAGUUCAAGCACGAGUAA
Messenger RNA from Saitoella complicata NRRL Y-17804, 795 nucleotides. Its product is annotated as ClpP/crotonase. The coding region runs from base 1 to 795 and encodes 264 amino acids. Gene Ontology annotation, biological process: fatty acid beta-oxidation. The transcript has 3 exons. Gene Ontology annotation, molecular function: enoyl-CoA hydratase activity. The record is from RefSeq and is a predicted model, not a curated record. Gene Ontology annotation, cellular component: mitochondrion. Lineage: Eukaryota; Fungi; Ascomycota; Saitoellomycetes; Saitoellales; Saitoellaceae.